CCUAGAUUCACGCAAGAUCCACGCAACAAAACACCCUGAGAUUUCGAUGCUCAGGCCUCAGGCCGAGGCUCAGGACGCAGCCUUAAAUGAGUCCCACAAUGGCCGCCGGCAGCUGUACUACUGCUUCACAAGAUGCUCAUAAUUCCUUUUCUCCCUGCGUCGAAAGACGACGUCGACCGCUCGCAAGUGAGGAUAUACGCCGGGAAGCUCUUUGACUCCGUCAAUCUCCAGCUGCUAGAGAAUCAGGUCAUAACCAUCUCGCCGGAUUCUGGACUCAUACUGGAUGUCAGCUCCUACUCGCCAAAGGACCGUAUUACCUGGGAUGACCCGCAAGUGAUUGAUCUGAGACAUGCGACGGUCCUCCCUGGACUUGUCGACGUUCACGUACACUUCUUCUUGCAUACAUACUCAGAGACGAGGUGGGAUGAUCAAGUCAGCAAGGAAAGCGUGGUCGAACGCACCAUACGUGCAACUGUCCAUGCUAAGCGCACUCUGAUGGCUGGCUAUACCGCCGUGCGUGACUUGGGUACGGAGGGUGCAGGCGACGCGGACAUCCAUCUGCGCAAGAGCAUGGCAGGCCCGAGCCCUAUUAUCCCCGGCCCGCGCUACUUCACUGCCAACCGAGCUAUCGUGGCCACAGGCAGUUACGGCCCGAAGAGCGCUAUUCACUUGAACCAGGAAGGCAUCGAAGGCAUUACUGGCGGUGAGGUGGUUGACGGGGAGGUUGAAUGCAUGAAGGCCGUGCGCCGACAAAUCGGCGCAGGGGCCGACUGGAUUAAAGUGAAUCAUUAUCACCUAUGUCUCCUUACAACCGAUGCUGACGAAUAUCGACCCCGCACCCGCAUCGGCGACGUCUCGUAUGCCACACCGUCCGUCUCGAUCUCCACAUUCAACGAAAAGGAGCUGGACGCACUAGUCACCACCGCCAACCGGCUCGGUGUCAAAGUCGCCGCGCACUCCUCGCACUGGCGCACGCGCCUAGCCGACAAGCCAAACCUGCCCAGCGGGCCAGGCUUCCACUCCAUCGAGCACGGCGCAGAAAUUGACUUCGAUGAAGGCACCGUCGCCGCUCUCUGCACCGAAUCAACAGACCACCGUAACACGUUCUGGGUGCCCACCCUCUCUGUGUUUUAUACUCAGUACGGGAACGGCCAGGGCGAGGUGUGGAAGAUGGCCGAGCGGAAUUUCGCGAAGGCGCUGCAGUAUGGUAUUAGCAACAUUGCCUGCGGAGGGGACACGGGCCCAUUCCCUCAUGGCGACAACUCGUUGGAGAUGAAGCUCAUGGUGCGCCUCGGUGCCGAUUGGCGCAAGGUGCUGGGUUGGUGUACCUACGGCGGCUGGAAGUGCAUCCGUAGCAUGCGUUGGGAGGGCAAAGAGGGUGCCGCCCGUUUGGCCCGGGUCGGCAGCUUACAGGAAGACCAGAGGCUAGUCGGCGACAACGAGGUCCCCUUCGGAGUGAUCAAGCGUGGUUUCGCCGCCGACAUCAUAGCCACGACCGGAGAUCUAGCGGGGAAUUUCGAGAGUGCUGUAGACAAAUCCGCCAUAUCCUUCGUCAUGAAAGCUGGGAAGGUUUUCAAGCGAGAGGGAAAAGAAGUGAUGUAA
Fomitopsis serialis is the source of this 1602-nucleotide messenger RNA. RefSeq lists its product as uncharacterized. Lineage: Eukaryota; Fungi; Basidiomycota; Agaricomycetes; Polyporales; Fomitopsidaceae. Bases 133 to 1602 code for a protein of 489 amino acids. The record is from RefSeq and is a predicted model, not a curated record. The transcript has 5 exons. Gene Ontology annotation, molecular function: hydrolase activity, acting on carbon-nitrogen (but not peptide) bonds.